Molecule: messenger RNA, 2778 nt
Organism: Menidia menidia (Atlantic silverside)
Lineage: Eukaryota; Metazoa; Chordata; Actinopteri; Atheriniformes; Atherinopsidae
Source: the annotation of a GenBank genome assembly
CUGGUUUUUCUCCCUCAGGUGAACUUUACCGUCGACCAGAUCCGUGUCAUCAUGGACAAAAAGGCCAACAUUCGUAACAUGUCUGUGAUCGCACACGUCGACCACGGGAAGUCCACUCUGACGGAUUCUCUGGUGUCCAAAGCUGGCAUCAUCGCCUCGGCCCGCGCCGGAGAGACACGUUUCACCGACACGCGCAAAGACGAGCAGGAGCGUUGCAUCACCAUCAAGUCAACUGCCAUCUCCAUGUACUACGAGCUGAGUGAAAAUGACUUGGCCUUCAUCAAGCAGAGCAGGGAUGGCGCCGGCUUCUUGAUCAACCUGAUCGACUCUCCUGGGCACGUUGACUUCUCCUCCGAAGUGACCGCUGCCCUCCGUGUCACCGACGGGGCCUUGGUGGUCGUGGACUGCGUCUCUGGCGUGUGUGUGCAGACCGAGACUGUGCUCCGUCAGGCCAUCUGCGAGCGCAUCAAGCCAGUCCUGAUGAUGAACAAGAUGGACCGUGCCUUGCUGGAGCUGCAGCUUGAACCCGAAGACCUUUACCAGACCUUCCAGCGUAUUGUCGAGUCAGUCAAUGUGAUCAUCUCCACCUACGGAGAGGAUGAGAACGGACCAAUGGGUAACAUCAUGGUUGAUCCAGUUAUUGGAACAGUGGGCUUUGGUUCUGGACUCCACGGCUGGGCCUUCACCCUGAAGCAGUUUGCUGAGAUGUAUGCCGCCAAGUUUGCUGCCAAGGGCAACGCCCAGAUGACAGGGGCCGAGCGCUGCAAGAAGGUGGAGGACAUGAUGAAGAAGCUGUGGGGCGACAGGUACUACGACACCGAGAAUGGAAAGUUUGUCAAGUCAUCCAUCGGUGCUGAUGGAAAGAAGUUUGCUCGCACCUUCUGCGCUCUGGUUCUGGACCCCAUCUUCAAGGUGUUCGACGCCAUCAUGAACUUCAAAAAAGACGAAACCGCCAAGCUGAUCCAGAAGAUGGACAUCAAGUUGGAUGCUGAAGACAAGGACAAGGAGGGGAAGCCCCUCCUGAAGGCGGUGAUGCGGCGCUGGCUGCCCGCCGGAGAGGCCCUCCUGCAGAUGAUCACCAUCCACCUGCCCUCCCCCGUCACCGCCCAGAAGUACCGCUGCGAGCUGCUCUACGAAGGGCCCGGGGACGACGAGGCCGCCAUGGGUAUCAAGAACUGUGACCCCAAGGCUCCUCUCAUGAUGUACAUCUCCAAGAUGGUCCCCACCACCGACAAGGGUCGCUUCUAUGCUUUUGGCCGUGUGUUCUCUGGGUCUGUGUCCACUGGCCUGAAGGUGCGCAUCAUGGGACCAAACUUCGUCCCCGGAAAGAAGGACGAUCUCUACUUGAAACCCAUUCAGAGGACCAUUUUGAUGAUGGGUCGCUACGUCGAGCCCAUUGAGGACGUGCCCUGUGGCAACAUCGUGGGUCUCGUCGGAGUGGACCAGUACCUGGUCAAGACGGGAACCAUCACCACCUUCGAGCAGGCGCACAACAUGAGAGUGAUGAAGUUCAGCGUCAGCCCUGUGGUCAGAGUGGCUGUGGAGGCCAAGAACCCCGCUGACCUGCCCAAGCUGGUGGAGGGGCUGAAGCGGCUGUCCAAGUCGGACCCCAUGGUGCAGUGCAUCAUCGAGGAGUCCGGUGAGCACAUCGUGGCUGGAGCCGGAGAGCUGCACCUGGAGAUCUGCCUGAAGGAUCUGGAGGAGGACCAUGCCUGCAUUCCAAUCAAGAAAUCGGAUCCAGUGGUGUCCUACAGGGAGACGGUCAGCGAAGAGUCAUCCGUCAUGUGCCUGUCCAAGUCGCCCAACAAGCACAACCGUCUGUUCAUGAAGGCCCGCCCCUUCGAGGAGGGCCUGGCCGAGGACAUCGACAAGGGGGACGUCACCUCCCGGCAGGAGCUGAAGGCCCGCGCCCGUUACCUGGCCGACAAGUACGAGUGGGACGUGGGCGAGGCCAGGAAGAUCUGGUGCUUCGGACCCGACGGCAACGGCCCCAACCUGCUGGUGGACGUCACCAAGGGGGUGCAGUACCUCAACGAGAUCAAGGACAGCGUUGUUGCUGGAUUCCAGUGGGCAGCUAAGGAGGGAGUCCUCUGUGAGGAGAACAUGCGUGCCGUCCGCUUCGACAUCCACGACGUGACCCUGCACACAGACGCCAUCCACCGCGGAGGCGGGCAGAUCAUCCCCACCGCCCGCAGGGUCCUGUACGCCUGCGAGCUCACAGCCGAGCCCAGAAUGAUGGAGCCCGUCUACCUGGUGGAGAUCCAGUGCCCUGAAACCGCCAUGGGUGGAAUCUAUGGUGUGUUGACCAGGAGGCGUGGACACGUGUUUGAGGAGGGGCGGGUGAUGGGAACACCCAUGUACGUCAUCAAAGCCUACCUGCCUGUCAUGGAGUCGUUUGGUUUCACAGCUGACCUUCGCUCCAACACCGGCGGCCAGGCCUUCCCACAGUGCGUGUUUGACCACUGGCAGAUCCUCCCCGGAAACCCGCUGGAACCCACAAGCAAGCCUGGCGUGGUUGUCCUGGAAACGCGUAAACGCAAGGGUCUCAAAGAGGGCGUCCCAGCCUUGGACAACUACCUGGACAAAUUGUAAAAGCCUGGAGCCCAGUACACCCUUCUCUCAUUCCUCCCUUCUCAGCAAAUGUACGUUUUAUCUCGUGGGACCGGACUGUACAGACCACAGUGAGCACUAAUGUUUGCCAAAAGUAUCGACCAUAAUAAAAGAAAUGACCACAAAAAUUGUAAACAAUGAAUAAAAGAAAAUAAAAACUUAACUAUC